AUAUACGUUCUAGCCCCGAGCAAUGGUGCUCCCCGAUCAAAGCCCGGCAGAAGCGAUUCUUUCAGGUCGGGACAGAGACAAGACAGCAGGAGCUGGCAAGAAGCGCAUCCCUCUCCACCCGCAGGGAUUCUACCCCCACGCCACAGCAGGGUAAGGCGAGGAUCAGAAGCGAGUUCAGGCGGCCAAAGACGAGCGAGCAUCCUCAGCAGUGUCCACGCUAACAGAGCAGCGAGUUGCAGAAGCCAGUCUGUGACUUCUGAUGGCAAAGCCAGGGGGUCUCUCGUGGGUAACACGCACGGCGUGCGGGUUUUUGACGAUGAGGGAAAGGACGUGACGCCCCGUCCGCUCUUCCAUUCAGAUCCCACUGCAGCUGUACCCAGGCAGGGCAAACUCUUGGCAUCAAGCUCUUACUUCGGGGCCACAGGAUCUGGUUUUCUCUCUUCUUUUUCCACCCAUCAGACAUCAGGAGUGAACGCUGUUUUAGGUUUGCUCUCAAGGACGUAUGGAAGCAGCAGUACUUCCGUAUCAAACGCAUCAACAACGGAGUCCAUACUAGACGAAAUAGUAGAACCUGGCUCUCGACAAGACACAACUGUUAGCUUAUCUGACGUGCAGGUGAGGCGAGAGGAGAUAAAAGAAGAACUGACAAGAGAAGACUUAGGGAGGAGAAUGGAUAUUUACCUCACAGAGACGGAAAUUAUCUGGAUAUUGGCUAUGCCACCUGCUGUGGUGUCCGUGGAAUCAGAAGAUGCUGGAAGAGUUCAGGAGCGGAAUAGGAUUUAUGUUGACAUUUGCAAAAAUAGACCUGGCAAUGAUCGCUUUGUAGAAAAAAUGAUGCAAACCAUUAACGGAGCCGUAAAGAACAAGGAAGUGCAAUGUGACAAAAUCAUCAUGGAAGAUAAAGGGCUGAUGGCCACUUCUUGGGACUUGUACGAUUCAUUUAACCCGUCAGAAAUAAAACCUGCACCAAAAGCAGAAGGUAGCAGAGCUACGACUGGGAAAAGCAGCAAAUCUCACACACCCAAAACCCACAAUCAGACUACGUCUGUCUCUUCUGACAGAGACAGCACAACUUCUACAAUGAUUGCGGAAGGUGCUGUCCUUGCCAGAAUCCACAAAGAGGAAGAAUGCCGUUCAGAAGCUAUAUUAACCUCAGAAAACUUUCAGCAGGAUUUAUUUUUCAUGGAGAGGAUUCUAAUGGAGAAUAUUUUUCAACCCAAACUUGCAGCUUAUCGGCAGCUUCCUGUCCUUACAGACCCCGGCGUUACAACAGACACUAGUGGUACAGCAGCAGCCAGGAAAGAAGCUAAACACGGGGAGCGUGACAAGGAAAAGAAGAAGGAAGAGCAGAAGGAAGGGUUCAUUGAGCCAUCAGUUCUGUCAGAUCUCAAGGAAACCUCAGAAGAAAUUGUACCUCCCCGACUGGAAUGGCUGUGGUCAUACAUGUGUGAUUUAACUAAUGGUCACAGCGUGAGCACUAUGGCUUGGAGCAAAGCAAACCCAGAUCUUUUAGCUGUUGGUUAUGGAGCAUUUAAUUUUAAAGAACAGAAGAAAGGCUUGGCUUGCUGUUGGUCACUGAAGAACCCCAUGUGGCCAGAGCGUAUUUUCCGGUGUGAGCAUGGUGUUACUGCUUUGGAUUUUUCUACAGCAAGCCCAAAUCUUUUAGCAGUUGGAACGUACGAUGGUUCUGUCGCAAUCUAUAACGUACGGAGUUGUAAGGACGCCGCGCUUUUGGACAGCAGGGAAUCCUCAAAUAAACACACGGGUCCUAUAUGGCAACUGAGGUGGGUGGAACAGGACAGAGGGGCAACAGGAGAUGGCAAAAGAGAGACAUUAAUCUGUAUCUCAGCAGAUGGCCGGAUAACCGAGUGGCUUAUACAGAAAAGACUAGAUUGCACUGAUCUGAUGAAAAUAAAGCGAACAGAAAGUGAGAAGAAAAAAUUACCAGGUGGGAAAGAAAGGAAAAAAGAAGUUCUGAUAUCUCAACAGGCAGCUGGAAUGUGCUUUGACUUUCAUCCAAAGGAUGCUAAUUUUUAUCUUGCUGGAACAGAAGAGGGUCAUAUCCACAAGUGUUCCUGUUCAUGCAGUGAGCAGUUUCUAGAGACGUACAGAGGCCAUAAGGGUCCAGUGUACAAAGUCGCUUGGAAUCCCUUCAGCACUGACACGUUCCUAAGCUGCUCUACAGACUGGAGCAUUAUUUUAUGGCACCAGGAUUCCCAAACGCCCGUGUUAACUUUCACUUCCAUCCCUGCUUUUGUUCAUGACAUUAUGUGGUCUCCAAAAUCAGCCUUCGUAUUUGCAGCAGUGAAUGAAAGCAGAGUAGAAGUUUGGGAUCUUAGUGUCAGCACCUUGAACCCCGUCACCUCUUGCUUGGCCAAGCCAGGAGCAAAAUUCACGUCUGUCCUCUUUGCCAAGACUACCGACUGCCUCCUGGCAGGAGACACUCAAGGGGAAGUCAGUGUGUUUGAGCUGCACAACCUGCCUGCUCCCCCCAGCGAUAAGGUACGACUCACUGGGAGAAGGUGGUGCUCCUCAGAGGCCCACAUGCUUGGCUGCUACUUCGUUCCUCAGAAAGGGAUUUCUGCUAAUAAAUACCGAAAUAGGUGCAAUCAGACACGAUUCCAUAACCCGGCUGAAAGCUGAGGUGGUUCCUGCUCUCCUUCAUGCCGUACCCCUAGAAACUUGAGGAACAGGUAAGUCAGUGUCAAACUUCAGGUUUCACUGGAUCGCAAAUCCAGAGGUUGGCCACAGAUGGGUUUGGGAGAGGCACUGGGGCAAGGGCAGGAAAGUGGUGCUUCCUCCAAACGCGGGGACACACAUAGCAGGACGCCCUCACCUGCUGAGAAGGCAGGCACGACCUGCCCUCUCCUGGCCACCUCCAAGAUAGCCUCGCCGUGGCAGCAAACCCGCUAGCCCUCUGGCUCUGCACUGCCUUCAGCCCCGAGCACCCGCUCCUUACCCCACUGAGGGCUGUUCCCUCCUAGCUGACAGGCGAGGAUUUGACUUGCCCCAAGACUAGGUUCCGUUCCGAUCCUACCAUUGCACAGAUUCCCUCUCACCUGCAGUGUACAAGGCCAACUGGGCAUCCCUUCUCUGCGUUUCUGCAUAAAUCUGGGCUAAUUUACACCAAAGCCCCUGCCGGGUCCAAAAUCCUGACGCUACCCUGGGUACCUCCAGGAUCUACCUGCCAGUGGCCUGUGGCCCCAAACUGCGCUGCUCCCUCUGUCCUUCCAGCUCUGAGCGAGUAGCUUUGGCUUUAUGGGACUUGGCUUCCCAAUCCGUAAAGCAGGCCUGGUACUUCGUGAAACCCCUUCGGAGUUACAGGGUGCGAAUCACUAAAAGUUGGAGAACAAAAAUGCCGAUGUUGAUCUAAGCUUCAUUCUUAGGGUAUUAAGCAUUAAUAAUUCACAAUUUUUAGCACAUUUUAAAAUGCGGGUAAUUACCAGCCUCGUUUACUAAGUGCUGUAAGCCAUCAAAGAUAGUUUCUUUAAAAACUAGAAGUGAGGCCAUUGUUGCUAAAUUUAGAAAAUAAAAUUAUUUUUUUUCCUACAAAUCGCCACGAAGCAGCCCAAGUCCUCUGAGCAGAGUUCUUCUGUUAAUAAGAGUACAGGGAGAAUUUUCUGGCUAUGUCGCCAGAACAGGACUGAAAAUAUCAGUGCUCAAUUUCACAGAUUUUGGGCACGUGGCAUAAGUGGCCACUGAGUCAUGGAGCCUCGUUAGCACCAUCCAUCUUCUUCACUCCCCUUUCUGGUAACAGCAGGGUCUUCCUCAGCUUAGGUCUGCACAAGGCUCAGCACGACAGGGGCUAUGCUACAACUAACGCUAAGGGAAAUGAUCACUUCGCGGGCGAUUGGACCGCUACCAUACGUGUAUCAUCUUGAAAAUUAAUUCCCUUCAUAAACAAGAUAUACAUUUGUAAUGCUGCUAAGCGUGGCGCUGCACAUGCCACCCAGAGGCCCGUUUUCAAGGAGCACUGUUAGAGGGAAGCACAGUAUUAACAGAAUUCCCAAGCAGACAGUGAUCCGAACCACCUUCACCUGCUUUCUGGGUGCUCGUUGCACAAGCAGUUCUGUUCUCAGUUCAUCAACAAGGAUUUGGGAUCACUGCAUGUCUUACACUGCAAUUACACUCUCAUACAGCUCUUUUUUUCCCUCUUGUUCUACAGGUUGAUACCUUAAAGGACAUAAUUGGUCCUGCUGUAGGUCUUUAACAGCAGCUACACGAUUGCCCUUCUCAGCUGGUAAACAGCAAGAAAAGAUUUAUUGUAGCAUUAAC
Messenger RNA from Athene cunicularia (burrowing owl), 4275 nucleotides. RefSeq names its product WD repeat domain 78 (gene DNAI4). Gene Ontology annotation, cellular component: axonemal dynein complex. Gene Ontology annotation, biological process: cilium movement. NCBI's taxonomy places the organism in Eukaryota, Metazoa, Chordata, Aves, Strigiformes, Strigidae. Gene Ontology annotation, molecular function: dynein heavy chain binding; dynein light chain binding. The annotation marks the transcript as partial. The record is from RefSeq and is a predicted model, not a curated record. The transcript is spliced from 16 exons.